This is a messenger RNA of Somion occarium, 249 nucleotides long. Lineage: Eukaryota; Fungi; Basidiomycota; Agaricomycetes; Polyporales; Cerrenaceae. The record is from the annotation of a GenBank genome assembly.
AUGGAGGUUCCGCUGUUCGGUCACUCCGCGAAUUCUUGCCCCACGGCUGCCAACAAACCCAGUUCUACCAUUUCUCUUCGGCUCCAAUCUGACAUCACACGUCAUCACGACAACUGGAGCCAUGAUGGCGACUCCUCUGUCACCCUCGAAUACAUGCGUCGUGAGUUGGUCUCGAAUCCUCCCGAAAGUGACAGAAUGAUUGUCGUUCACGCGCAGGAGUUGAUGGCAGCUGGGAACGAGAUGUCCUAA